Molecule: messenger RNA, 2662 nt
Organism: Xyrauchen texanus (razorback sucker)
Lineage: Eukaryota; Metazoa; Chordata; Actinopteri; Cypriniformes; Catostomidae
Gene: ppcdc
Product: phosphopantothenoylcysteine decarboxylase
Exons: 5
Coding region: 255-866 (203 amino acids)
Biological process (GO): coenzyme A biosynthetic process
Cellular component (GO): phosphopantothenoylcysteine decarboxylase complex
Molecular function (GO): phosphopantothenoylcysteine decarboxylase activity; FMN binding
Source: RefSeq, a predicted model, not a curated record
UUCUAUUUCUAUGGUAUCCGCCAAUGUUUACGGAAGUAGAGAAAACCCGGAGAAUUAGCCACAGUCAGGGUGAAUGGAAUUCAGAUUUGAUGUUCUCCUCGUUAUUUGUGCUGAAGUUAGAACACUGAAAUUCAAUUCCUCUGCCCGAACUUUAAUGCACAUAUGAAACGUCAGGUCUUACAAGACAAGUAAUUGUAACCAAACUAAAACAUAAUAGUUUUGCCAAUUAUGCAAGCUUAAGUAUAUUUUUUAAAAUGCAGAAGCAUCCUGAAUUUGAUCAUCUGCAAUUGGACUUGCAAACAAAUAGUUCAAAAUUCCGUGUCCUGGUCGGUUUGACUGGUAGUGUAGCUUCACUCAAGGCGCCUUUGUUGGUAACACAACUACUUGAAAUUCCAGGGGUUGAUGUACGUGUGGUCACCACAGACCAUGCCACUCAUUUUUAUGAUUUUGCUGAAGUUCCUGUCCGUGUCUACACAGAUAAGGAUGAGUGGGAGAUGUGGUCAAAGCGCUCUGAUCCUGUGCUUCAUAUUGAACUUAGACGUUGGGCGGACCUUUUAGUCAUUGCCCCACUGGAUGCAAACACGCUUGGCAAAAUUGCAAGUGGGAUUUGUGACAACCUUCUGACAUGUGUAGUGCGUGCCUGGGACACAACCCGUCCUCUGCUCUUCUGUCCUGCUAUGAACACAGCCAUGUGGCAGCACCCUAUCACUGCACAGCAAGUGGCCACACUUAAAGGCUUUGGCUACACUGAGAUCCCCUGUAUUGCCAAAAAACUUGUCUGUGGAGAUGAAGGUAAAGGUGCCAUGGCAGAGGUUUCAACUAUUGUUGAUACUAUUAUACAAUACCUCCAAAAACCUGCUGAAUGACCCUGUAUUUAUCAUACCAGGGCCAGCAAUCAGGAGAGACAAGGUUACAAUCAACAACAAAAAAAGACAAGUUUACGGUGUUAGUAUGUUGUAUACAGGUUUGAUAUUUUAGUCUUUUACAAUUAAUGUGAAAUAAUAAUUAUUGUGAUACAAUAAUUUUUUUCAUGCAUCUCUGUAAUGGUUGUAUUCUUUAUAUCUAUUGAUUUAUGAACAUAAAUGUUAAAUACAUUAUUUUUUUGAUAUUUAAAACAUGGUUCUGCCUCUAAACGUUUGACAGGUUAUUCCUCAGUCUUUGGAACCGUUGUGCCCUGGUAACUGGUCUUUAAUAUGAAAUGAAGUUACAGAUGUAAGUUUCGGGAGGAGUUCGCUUAUCUUGUCCUAUCAUAUCUCAAGGUUAUAUAAGAUGCCUCUUGCCUCACUUCAGUGGCAAUCCUAAGAGCAUCCCUCUGCCUCCCCAUAGCCACCUUUAAAUUUCUUAACACCUACAUCAUUUAUUAUGUCAAAAUUCUCUUUAUUUUCCUUCCAUUAGUCUGAUUGUCAAGGGGGGUGUGAGUGACCAAGCUGACAGGCAUGAGGAGUCAGAAAAUAUAUUUCCAAAAAUAUAGGCUUUUAUUUAAUAAACAAAAAAGACUACUUAUUUACACACACACACACACAAAAAUAGGAAAUUCCUAACAAAACAGACCUUCACUAACAAAACAGAACCUCUAGACUGAGACAUGGGGAAACUUAUAUAGUGGCUGAUCAGGCCAUUCUGACACAAAAGGGGGUAGACAAACACAUAAUACUGUAUAUAAACUAAGGGUAAUCAAUCAAAUAAUUAUAACAACAAAAACAUAACUAGCAAAGAAAAGAACACAACCCAAAUAGACAACUCUGCCACCCCCAUGAUAUUGGAGAACAUGGUGCGGUCCAAUUAUCCAUCCCCUACUUAAACAGCUUGGAUUUAGUUGGAAGUCCUUUUGUGAGCCAGCCAGAGACACCCAGCAGCAACUCUCCAGGAACUGAAUGAUCCUGAAAUUAGCCAAAUUGACAGUUAACUAAAUGUGUGCACCUAAAUAGAUAACUGAUGUCAAAUAACUAAUAAAACAGUUUUAAAACUAAUAUCGGUGUGUCCAGUUAUUUAUUUUGUAUUAUGUAAUGUGAAAUGAAAGAGUUCCCACCGUGAGUUGUUUCUUCCAUGUGUGGCUGCUAGUACAGCCAUCACAGGGGGUAUCUUAGAAGUCGAGCCUAGUCUUGUGCUCGAGUCCAUCCGUUAUGGACAGCAUGCCAAAUUUGUUUAACUUAAUGUGCUCUAGGAUUAUAUGAACCAGUGAACUUGUGAAACUAAUUAUGAUAGAUGAUAAGACUGAGUGGUGGUGACUUAGUGGCUAAAGCACAGGGCUGUUAAUCAGAAUGUCGCUGGUUCGAACCCCACGGCCACCACCAUUGUGCCCUUGAGCAAGGCACUUAACUCCAGGUUGCACCGGGGGGAUUGUCCCUGUAAUACUUGCACUGUAAGUCGCUUUGGAUAAAAGCGUCUGCCAAAUGCAUAAAUGUAAAUGUAAGACUCCCACAGCCUAUUUGAUAGAGACCAUCAGAGUUAUUACCACAUAACUUAUUUGAUACUUAUGACCAAUUAAGAGACAAAUAGGACAUCAUGUUGGACAUUACUUGCAGUACUAAACGAUAUAUUUCUCAUAAGUUUCAUGCAGUGAGAUGUGCUCACUGUAUCAAAUAAAUCAGUCCAUAAAAGAGGUAAUCACAUGUGCUCAGAUUUCUAAAUGCAAUGUGUCUGUCCAGCAGUGUCAGUUUGC